AUGUGUCGUUUAAUAAUUGAUGGAUAUCUUCAACAAGAAAUUGUUACACAUCAACAACAAUCUUUCGAAGCUUCAGUUGCUUAUUUACGUUUAGGUCCUAAAGCACAUAUUGCUUUAUCAAAUCAAUCAAAUAAAUUUAUGAAUCCAAUUGAAUUAACUAUACGUACUGAACAAUCAAAUAUAACAAAUGAUGAAAAGCGUAAACAACAAACACCAAUUGAACAAUUACAUGAACAAUGUUUAACGGACCUUAAAAAAGAACUUAAAUUAAUAUUUGGUAAUAGUUCACAUGCAAUGAUUAUUCCUGAACGUGCUAUUAAAGAAAUGGUUAAAUUAUUGCCUCGAACGAAAGAGGCGAUGAUUAAAGAUGUUAAUGAAAUAACUGAAGAACGUUAUAAACGUCAUGAACUUCAUCGUUUAUUAACCAUAACACAACGUUUUGGUAUUGAACUCGAUGAAAUUCAACGAAAAGAAGCAAUAGCACGUAAAGCAUUAUUAACAACAACAUCAACAUCAAAACGAAAAUUAGUUACAAGCGAUGAAGAAGAUGAUACUAAUUUUUCUAUAGGUCAUGAUGGUUAUAUUAAAAUAAAUAAACAAGCAAAUAAAACAAAUGGACAUUAUAAUCGAUUUGUUAAACAAAAAAAACGAUCGGCAUCGUUUUUUGCUCGACGUAAUGCAAUUGCUAAACGAAAACGUGGAGGAUUUUAA
Molecule: messenger RNA, 711 nt
Organism: Rotaria sp. Silwood2
Lineage: Eukaryota; Metazoa; Rotifera; Eurotatoria; Philodinida; Philodinidae
Source: the annotation of a GenBank genome assembly